CGCCUCACUUCAAACGCUCCACUCUCCAAGCUUUUGGGUCUCUCUCUACGCCCAGGACACAUAGCCAUGGCCAUGGCCACUGCGAACCAGGACGGCGCCGCGACGUUCCACGACCAUCGCGGAGGUACAGCAGCGACGGAGCUCCACGGCCGGACGAUCUCCUCCGAGCAGGAGCACGGCAUCAUCGUCGCCGCGCUGCGGCACGUCGUGUCCGGGUACACCACGGCGCCGCCGGAGGUCGUCGUCGCCGUGGCGUGCGGGCGGUGCGGCAUCGACGGCUGCCUCGGGUGCGACUUCUUCGGGGCCACCGAGCCGGAGGCGGUGGCGGUGGCCGUACCCGUGGGAGGGGUGCAGAGGAAGCGGCGGAGGAAGAAGAACGUCUAUCGCGGCGUGCGGCAGCGGCCGUGGGGCAAGUGGGCGGCGGAGAUCCGCGACCCGCGCCGCGCGGUGCGCAAGUGGCUCGGGACCUUCGACACCGCCGAGGAUGCCGCGCGGGCGUACGACCUCGCCGCGCUCGAGUUCCGCGGCCCACGAGCCAGGCUCAACUUCCCGUGCUCCGACGAGCCUCUGCCUGGACACGGGAGCGACAAUGGUGGCGGUGGCACUGGCGCGGCGCCGCAGAACGAGACUCUGACGACGCCGUCGCCGUGCAGCACGGACGCUGGCCAGAGGACGCCGGGAGAAUGGCAGCUGGGUGCGGACGGAGCCGGCGACCAGGUGUGGGAAGGCUUGCAGGAUCUCAUGACGAUAGAUGGACAGGACCCAUGGUUCGCGCCAUUUUCGAGUCCAGCAUAAGUGUAUCUGGAAUCUUUGUAUAGAAUUAGUGGUUACUGAUAAUGAUAGAUACCAGCUGUUAGAAUAGACUAACCGAGAACCGUAGUAGUGAUUUGUUCGUUCAAUUUGUUGAGACAAAGCAUUGCUAGCACAGAGUCGUUACAUUUGUUAAGCAUCACGAAGUUGUCUCUGUUUACUAACGAUUGUACUGUUUUAUCACCUGAAUUAAGAAACGAACGCACGGUGUUAUAUCA
Messenger RNA from Triticum aestivum (bread wheat), 1028 nucleotides. RefSeq names its product ethylene-responsive transcription factor ERF109. The transcript has a single exon. Gene Ontology annotation, molecular function: DNA-binding transcription factor activity; DNA binding. NCBI's taxonomy places the organism in Eukaryota, Viridiplantae, Streptophyta, Magnoliopsida, Poales, Poaceae. The coding region runs from base 67 to 795 and encodes 242 amino acids. Gene Ontology annotation, biological process: ethylene-activated signaling pathway; regulation of DNA-templated transcription. The record is from RefSeq and is a predicted model, not a curated record.